This is a messenger RNA of Trichosurus vulpecula (common brushtail), 492 nucleotides long. RefSeq names its product zinc finger protein 484-like. Gene Ontology annotation, molecular function: DNA-binding transcription repressor activity, RNA polymerase II-specific. The transcript is spliced from 5 exons. Gene Ontology annotation, biological process: negative regulation of transcription by RNA polymerase II. The record is from RefSeq and is a predicted model, not a curated record. Lineage: Eukaryota; Metazoa; Chordata; Mammalia; Diprotodontia; Phalangeridae. Bases 1 to 492 code for a protein of 163 amino acids.
AUGGAGGUGGAGAUCAAAGUCUCCCUUGAAUGUAGUGAAUGUAGGAAGGCCUUCAGGAUUAAGUUAGAGCUUACUGUGCAUCAGAGGAUUCAUACUGGAGAGAAAGCUUAUGAAGGCAAUGAAUGUGGAAAGGCUUUCUGGAAGAAGACACAUCAUACUAAACAUCAGAGACUUCAUUCAGGAGAGAAACCUUAUGAAUGUGAUAAAUCCGCAGUGAGCAUCAAAGCCCACUUUCUGGACGGGGAUGCCCUACACCCACCACCAGGCACCAGCUCCAUCUCCAGCACCUUAGACUCACCUCCUGGGACCUGUCGGCCGCCUCCUCGCCGAAAUGUUACUCGCCUCCAGCUUCCCCUCAUGGCUCUGUGGCCACUCCCAGCCCCUCAGAGCCGCUGGGGCUGCAAAUGGCGUCCGGCGGGUUCCUUGCCUGCCCUGUCCUCAGGCAAUGAGAGCAUUCAGGUGGCGAAGGCUACACAGCCUGCAAUGUCCUAG